Molecule: messenger RNA, 456 nt
Organism: Naegleria gruberi
Lineage: Eukaryota; Heterolobosea; Eutetramitea; Acrasida; Naegleriidae
Exons: 5
Biological process (GO): proton transmembrane transport
Cellular component (GO): proton-transporting V-type ATPase, V0 domain
Molecular function (GO): proton-transporting ATPase activity, rotational mechanism
Source: RefSeq, a predicted model, not a curated record
AGUCCAUUCUGUUCUUCUAGUGCUGCCUUCUUUGGUUAUAUGGGAGUUGCAUGUGCUUUAAUUUUCUCAAAUCUUGGUUCUGCUUAUGGAGCUGGUAAAGCUGGUGUUGGUGUUGCUCAUUUGGGUAUUUUAAAUCCAAAACUUGUCAUGAAAGGAUUGAUUCCAGUCAUCAUGUCUGGUAUCUUGGGUAUUUUUGGUUUAAUUGUUGCCAUUAUUAUUAGUACAAAUGUUACAACUGGAAGUGGAUACAGUAACCAUAAGGGUUAUUCUCAUCUUGCUUCUGGUUUAUCUGCUGGUUUAUCCUGUUUAGCUGCUGGUUUAGCUCUUGGGGUAGCAGGUGAUGCUGGUGUUAGAGCAUUUGGAAAGCAACCAAAAGUUUUCGUUGGUUUGGUAUUAAUCUUAAUUUUCGGUGAAGCUCUUGGAUUGUAUGGCUUGAUUGUUGCCUUGGUUACUUCA